AUGCAGGGGGCCGAGCUCCGGGAUGGCGAGGCGGCGGCGGCGGCCGCUUCGUACCGCGUCCUGAGCCGCCUGCUCGGCUAUGGAGAGGCGGCCCCCGAGCCAGGCCCGCCGCCGCCGCCCCCGGGCCAUGGCCCCCCGCCGCCACCCUUCCUCGCGCGGCCCGGUCCGCGGGGCUCCCGGCCGCCGCAGCUGAUGGUGUUCCGCAACGUGGGUCGGCCGCCGGAGGAGGAGGACGCGGAGGCGGCCCCGGAGCCGGGACCCUCGGAACUGCUGUGUCCCCGGCACCGCUGUGCCCUGGACCCCAAGGCCCUGCCGCCGGGGUUGGCGCUCGAGCGGACCUGGGGCCCGGCGGCUGGACUGGAGGCGCAGUUGGCGGCUCUGGGGCUCGGGCAGCCGGCGGCGCCAGGGGUCAAGACGGUCGGUGGGGGUUGCUGCCCGUGCCCGUGCCCCCCGCAGCCGCCCCCUCCGCAGCCCCAGCCGCCUGCUGCCGCCCCGCAGGCCGGGGAGGACCCCACGGAGACGAGCGACGCGCUGCUGGUCCUGGAGGGCUUGGAGUCGGAGGCCGAGAGCCUGGAGACUAACAGCUGCUCGGAAGAGGAGCUCAGCAGCCCGGGCCGCGGAGGAGGAGGGGGCGGCCGGCUUCUGCUGCAGCCCCCGGGUCCUGAAUUACCCCCGGUGCCCUUCCCGAUGCAGGACUUGGUCCCCCCAGGGCGCUUGGGUAGAGGGGAGCCGCAGCCCCCGCCCCCGCCCCCGCCUCCUCCCGGGCCCCUCCGGCCACUGGCGGGCCCUUCUCGGAAGGGCUCCCUCAAAAUCCGCCUCAGUCGCCUCUUUCGCACGAAGAGCUGCAACGGCGGCUCCGGCGGUGGGGAUGGGGCCGGCAAGAGGCCUUCUGGAGAGCUGGCUACUUCUGCUGCGAGCCUGACAGACAUGGGAGGCUCUGCGGGCCGGGAGCUGGACGCGGGGAGGAAACCCAGGUUGACAAGAACUCAAAGUGCCUUUUCUCCGGUCUCCUUCAGCCCCCUGUUCACAGGUGAAACUGUGUCACUUGUGGACGUGGACAUCUCUCAGCGGGGCCUGACCUCUCCACACCCUCCAACUCCCCCUCCUCCUCCGAGGAGAAGCCUCAGCCUCCUAGAUGAUAUCAGUGGGACGCUGCCUACAUCUGUCCUUGUGGCUCCGAUGGGGUCUUCCUUGCAGUCUUUCCCCCUACCUCCGCCUCCUCCACCCCAUGCCCCAGAUGCAUUUCCCCGGAUUGCUCCCAUCCGAGCAGCUGAAUCCCUGCACAGCCAGCCCCCCCAGCAUCUCCAGUGUCCGCUCUACCGGCCCGACUCAAGCAGCUUUGCCGCCAGCCUUCGAGAGUUGGAGAAGUGUGGUUGGUACUGGGGACCCAUGAACUGGGAAGAUGCAGAGAUGAAGCUGAAAGGGAAGCCAGAUGGCUCUUUCCUGGUACGAGAUAGCUCUGAUCCUCGUUACAUCCUGAGCCUCAGUUUCCGGUCACAGGGUAUCACCCACCACACGAGAAUGGAGCACUACAGAGGAACUUUCAGCCUGUGGUGUCACCCCAAGUUUGAGGAUCGCUGUCAGUCAGUGGUGGAGUUCAUUAAGAGAGCCAUCAUGCACUCCAAGAAUGGGAAGUUCCUCUAUUUCUUGAGAUCCAGGGUUCCAGGACUGCCACCGACUCCAGUCCAGCUGCUCUAUCCAGUGUCUAGAUUCAGCAAUGUCAAAUCCCUCCAGCACCUUUGCAGAUUCCGAAUCCGACAGCUCGUCCGGAUAGAUCACAUCCCGGAUCUCCCACUGCCUAAACCUCUGAUCUCUUAUAUCCGAAAGUUCUACUACUAUGAUCCUCAGGAAGAGGUGUACCUGUCUCUAAAGGAAGCGCAGCUCAUUUCCAAACAGAAGCAAGAGGUCGAACCCUCCACGUAGCGAGGGGCCCCCUGCUGAUCGCCACCAAGGGCAUUUGGUUGCCAAGCUCCAGUUCUGAAGAACCAAAUGAAGCUACUGUGGAAGGGGGAGUGAGGAGAAACGAGGGAAUUGGAAGGGCUGAGUUCCUCCGUGCAAAGACUUUGGUCCCCCUUGCAGCCCUGGGGCUUGGAAGAAGCACACAACCACACUCUCUGCGCGGGGGCUCCACCUCUUCACAUCCAGCCCCCGCGGUGUCCUGGAACUGGACGAGCUCCUUGGAAAACUGGAAGAAGUCUCAACACUGUUCCUGUUUUAGAAGUUUUGUUUUGGAUAUUUGCAUUUCUCGGUAUGGAAAACUUCCUUUAAAGGCAGCUGGGGUUCGUGCCCAUUGGACUGGAAGUGGUGCCAAGGGUGAGCCAGGUCCA
Neomonachus schauinslandi (Hawaiian monk seal) is the source of this 2327-nucleotide messenger RNA. It is a transcript of the gene SOCS7, whose product is annotated as suppressor of cytokine signaling 7. Gene Ontology annotation, cellular component: phosphatidylinositol 3-kinase complex. The record is from RefSeq and is a predicted model, not a curated record. Gene Ontology annotation, biological process: phosphatidylinositol phosphate biosynthetic process; intracellular signal transduction. NCBI's taxonomy places the organism in Eukaryota, Metazoa, Chordata, Mammalia, Carnivora, Phocidae. Gene Ontology annotation, molecular function: 1-phosphatidylinositol-3-kinase regulator activity.